Molecule: messenger RNA, 3262 nt
Organism: Brachypodium distachyon (stiff brome)
Lineage: Eukaryota; Viridiplantae; Streptophyta; Magnoliopsida; Poales; Poaceae
Product: LRR receptor-like serine/threonine-protein kinase GSO1
Exons: 2
Coding region: 148-3045 (965 amino acids)
Molecular function (GO): protein binding
Source: RefSeq, a predicted model, not a curated record
ACCAACAAGUCAAAGCAACAAGCUUAGGCCCCCUACCACACCACAGCCAUGAGGGUUUAUACACAUCUUCUCAUCUCCAGAGUAGCAGCUAUCCUGUAAGUUCAGUUCCUCUUUGUAGUUUACACAGUUGCAUGCUAUCAUCUUAGCAUGAUGGCCAUUCUGCUUGGUCUUCUUCUAUCUCUGUUCUCUGGAAUCCUGCUCGUACCAGCAUGUGUAGCCACACCAGCCACGGCUUCUGUUACUCUCCUGCAGGUGAAGUCCGGUUUCACUGAUCCUCAAGGCGUCCUCUCCGGCUGGUCGCCGGAGGCCGAUGUGUGUUCCUGGCAUGGCGUUACAUGCCUUCAAGGAGAGGGCAUUGUGUCUGGCCUCAACUUGUCGGGAUAUGGCCUGUCGGGCACGAUAUCGCCGGCGUUGUCCGGCCUUAUAUCUAUCGAGCUCAUUGAUUUGUCCUCCAACUCCUUCACCGGGCCGAUCCCGCCGGAGCUUGGCAACCUGCAGAAUCUCAGGACACUGCUCCUAUACUCCAACUUCCUCACCGGUACCAUCCCGAUGGAGCUCGGCCUCCUUGGGAACCUAAAAGUUCUCAGGAUCGGUGAUAACAAGCUGCGUGGUGAGAUACCACCGCAACUUGGCAACUGCACAGAGCUCGAGACAUUAGCCCUCGCCUACUGUCAGCUGAGUGGCUCUAUUCCCUACCAGAUUGGCAACCUGAAGAACCUGCAGCAGCUGGUCUUGGAUAACAACACUCUCACUGGGAGCAUCCCAGAGCAGCUUGGCGGUUGUGCAAAUCUGUGUGUUCUGUCAGUGGCUGAUAAUAGGCUGGGGGGCAUCAUUCCCUCCUUCAUUGGCAGCCUGAGUCCUCUCCAGUCUCUCAACCUUGCAAACAAUCAGUUUUCUGGUGUGAUUCCAGCGGAGAUUGGGAACCUUUCAAGCUUGACAUACCUCAACCUGCUUGGCAACAGUCUGACCGGCGCCAUCCCGGAAGAUCUGAACAAGCUGAGCCAGCUGCAGGUUCUAGACUUGUCCAAGAACAACAUUUCUGGAGAGAUCAGCAUCUCCACGUCACAGCUGAAGAACCUGAAGUACCUUGUGCUGUCUGACAAUCUCCUUGAGGGCACCAUUCCUGAAGGUCUCUGCCCUGGGAACUCAAGCUUGGAGAACCUGUUCCUUGCCGGCAACAACCUCGAAGGAGGCAUUGAGGAGCUGCUCAGCUGCAUUUCUCUACGAUCCAUUGAUGCAUCGAACAACAGCCUCACUGGAGAGAUUCCUUCAGAGAUCGACCGGUUGUCGAACCUUGUCAACCUUGUGCUGCACAACAACAGCCUUACCGGCAUUCUGCCGCCUCAGAUAGGCAACUUAAGCAAUCUGGAGGUACUGUCCCUUUACCACAAUGGCCUCACCGGCGUGAUCCCACCGGAGAUCGGCCGGCUGCAGAGGCUGACGAUGUUGUUCCUCUACGAGAAUCAGAUGUCUGGGACCAUACCUGAUGAGAUCACCAACUGCACGAGCUUGGAAGAGGUGGACUUUUUCGGCAACCACUUCCAUGGGUCUAUCCCUGAGAGGAUUGGGAACCUCAAGAACCUAGCAGUCCUUCAGCUCCGGCAGAAUGAUUUGUCUGGCUUGAUACCAGCGAGCCUCGGUGAGUGUAGGAGGCUGCAGGCAUUGGCAUUGGCGGAUAAUCGGCUCUCAGGCACAUUGCCUGCCACGUUCAGGCAUCUCACCCAGCUUAGCGUCAUCACCCUGUACAACAACUCGCUUGAGGGGCCCCUUCCGGAGGAGCUGUUCGAGAUCAAGAAUUUGACAGUGAUCAACAUCUCGCACAACCGGUUCAACGGCAGUGUUGUCCCUCUUCUGGGAUCGAGCUCCCUCGCUGUGCUGGUGCUCACGGACAACAGCUUCUCUGGCAUCAUCCCAACAGCAGUUGCACGGUCGAGGAAUAUGGUCCGCCUCCAGCUGGCUGGCAACCGGCUCGCCGGUGCAAUCCCGGCUGAGUUGGGCAACCUGACGCAGCUCAAGAUGCUUGACCUCUCAUCCAACAACCUCUCCGGUGAUAUACCGGAAGAGCUCUCCAACUGCUUGCAGCUCACCCGUCUGAAUCUUGAAGGAAACAGUCUGACAGGAGCCGUGCCUUCUUGGCUUGGCAGUCUGCGGUCCCUUGGAGAGCUCGACCUCUCGUCGAAUGCAUUGACUGGCAACAUACCUGUGGAGCUCGGCAACUGCUCCAGCCUGAUCAAGCUGUCUCUGAGGGACAACCAUCUCUCUGGUAACAUUCCGCAGGAGAUUGGAAGGCUCACAUCUCUGAACGUUCUGAACCUGCAGAAGAACAGGCUCACCGGUGUCAUACCGCCAACGCUUCGGCAGUGCAACAAGCUCUACGAGCUGAGCCUGUCGGAGAACUCACUGGAGGGACCUAUCCCGCCAGAGCUCGGGCAGCUUUCGGAGCUCCAGGUGAUGCUAGACCUUAGCCGGAACAGGCUGUCCGGUCAGAUUCCGACGUCCCUUGGCAACCUCAUUAAGCUGGAACGGCUGAACCUGUCCUCCAACCAGCUCCAUGGGCAGAUACCAUCCUCGUUGCUGCAGCUCACCAGCCUGAACCACCUGAACUUGUCUGACAACCUCCUCUCAGGUGCCAUACCUACCGUGCUGUCCAGCUUCCCGGCCGCAUCCUACGCUGGCAAUGACGAGCUCUGCGGCACUCCAUUGCCAGCGUGUGGAGCGAACGGUAGGCGGCUGCCAAGCGCGAUGGUAUCAGGCAUCGUGGCGGCCAUCGCUAUUGUCUCGGCCACGGUGUGCAUGGCUCUGCUGUAUAUAAUGCUCAGGAUGUGGAGCACCUGGAGGGAGGUUUCUGUCUCGAGCUCGGAUGGCGAGGAGCCAGCAGCAUCGCAGGGCAAGGGGGACAAGUGGGGCGCCGGGGACGGGAAGUACUGGAAGGUCGGCUCGGUCCUGACCGAGGCAUCGUCGGAGGAGAAGUACAGUUCGGCAUCCGAAAGCAGCGUCCUCCAGGGGAAGUCGAAGGAGGCCAGCGCCGUGAACCUGAAGAGCUAGUGGUUCAUGUUGCGUGCUAUAUAUGUAUGGUCUCUCCUCUAAAAAUUGUUUAUGUAUCAGUGGCUCUUUUCUUCUAUCGCUCGCCUUCAGUUACUGUUAUCGUUUCCUUAAGAUAUCUUGUUUCACGUGUUAAUUGUUAUGCUGAAAUUUAGUUCAUGUGUUGUUGGUCUGAAACUGGAACUAAGCAAAACCAGGAGGAGCUGGUAGAAUGGGUUUC